CAGGAAGCUGACAGUAGAGCGAGUAGGAGGGGAGGAGGAGCUGACACACAGCAAACAAGCUGGGAGACGCAGUAGCAGCACAUGAAGGAGCGCAGGUUAUCUGACAAGAAAGUUGAAGUUUUUGUUUUGAGAACUGAAAAACAGACAGCAUUUCACAGGAGAAUGUACAUAUGAUGAUAUUGCAGUUGGUCUCUUUAUGGGGAGGCUAAGUCUCCCUGGAGAGUCCUUAUCCUGUGCCUAUGCAGGUUACGGACAGACCUGUGCAGCGCAUGGAACGGACAGGCAGCGUGUGUAAGAGCCAUGGAUAAGUGGGGAUAAGCAAGUGGAGCUACCAUGAAGCAGCCUCCUCUCUGAACCCAUGGGGAGUACAGGACCUGCCGACCGUUGCCCCCUGUUCCUCCUUGCCCUGUCUCUACUACCUCUGCUCAGCCACAGCAAUAAUGGAAAGCAAAUCACCAGGCGCCAGAUUGAGCCUAACUUUGAUUACGCAAUUCGUAGCAAAAUUCUGUUCCCGCAGACCUCAAACCCAAAUCAGACCUGCCCAAUAAAUCUGCCCUCCCAUGCCCUUUCCCUUUCCACUGUGGAACUGUGCCACCCAUUCAAGACAAAUCAAGGCUGCAAGAACUGUAUCCGGGUCGUCAUCUCUGUGAAUUCUACAGGGUUUCCCCGACUUCGAGGGUUUCAUAUAGAAACUCUGCAGAUAAGCAAUAACAAGUACAAGUCCUUCCAGAUACUCCGAAGAAGCAGAGAGGCCCCUGAUGGAAACCUGUGGUUGAUCAAAUACGAUUGUCUGACUGUAACUCCCGGCCAGGAUGUGUCUGUGUCGCUGUCGACAGUUCCUGAUUGUGGUUCAAGGAUCAGCAAGACGCACUACCUGCGCGACAAUAAUGCUAAACCCGACUUCAACUAUACGCACUCACCACAACAACGGGAAAUUGCAGUCUCUUUAUCCAAGGGACCCACUGCAGUUGCACGUCUGUGCUACAAAAGAUUUAUCUGCAACUCCCUGCCAGAAAAUGAAACCCCCACGUUUAACGUAACCAAGAAAGCCAUCCUGAAGUAUCAUUACUUACUGCCCUGCCUGUGCGUUGAGGCAUAUUAUGAUUAUCAGGACAGCCCCAGGAAUCAGAUUUGCCCUUUUGAAAGCCACGAGGAUGCCUAUGGGCCUCAUUUCUGGAACAUAACAUGGUCACACUCCAACAAUCGAAUGCUGAUGACGUUCAAAUCCCUCUGCAUGCUGGAACCUUCCGUCUCCCUCUGCCAGAAGCAAAACGGCACCUGCAACGUUAUCCCCGGUGUUAACAUCACUACAACCGAACUGCUUGAGGAUAACCAAUUUUAUGUCUGGGUUUAUGAAGUUGACAGUGUGGACAAAGACCCCCAUCUGUGUUUUAAGUUUACCGUUAAUAGGCGAAGCCACAUAAGAUGCCCUGAAGCUGCAGACCGUGACUGGAAUGUGAAAGUGGAUAUGGGGCUUUCUCAGGUCCAUCUGACCAUUGUCUCAAGCGUUCCUGCAAGCGUCAGUAUUGCGGAGUGCAGGGGAAACAACAACACAAUCAAAUGUGAUCCUCAAACCACCAUUCCGUUAAGUGAAGCCAAUGAAAUGCAAGUUUUCUCUUCCCUACCAGCCAAGGACAUCUGCUAUAAGGUGUGGCGCUCUGAUGUUCUGUAUUCACAUAGAUAUCUCAUCUGCCCAGAUUAUUCCCAUAAGCACCUGGGACUGAUUUUCUUGGCAUCGUUCCUAUUGGUUUUGGCACUGGUUAUUCUCCUGUACCUGAUCUACCAAAAGAUUAGGAAAAUAUUCACAGCUCCCCUUUGGAGUCGCACAGUGCUGCUGGUAUACUCCCCUGAUUCUGCUGAGUACAAGACUCUCAUUUGUGCUUUUGCUGACUUCUUGCAAAGCAUUCUGGGCUGCGAGGUCAUUCUAGACAUGUGGGAUAUGAACACGGUGAGCCAGCUUGGAACAUUACCUUGGUUCUAUCAAAAAAGGGAUCUGGUGGCCCAGAGAAAAGGCAGCGUCAUCAUCGUUUGGACAAAGAAGAGCAGGCGCAUGUAUGAUCAGUGGACGAGCAGAAAACUGAAUCGUUAUGAUUGGACAGACCCAGUCAACCUGUUCGGAGCAGCUAUGUCCUGUUUGAUGAAGGACUUUGAUGUUGAGGAGGAGAAAGGCAACCUGCAGGACUAUACGGUUGUCUACUUUGAAGGUCUUUGUGAUAAACAUGAUAUUCCGCACAGUAUGAGAAAGAUCAGUAGGUUCCGCCUCUUUAAGGACUUAUACAGGCUGGUCAGUAUACUGCAGGGUAGAACUUGCCUAUCCCCUCCCUGCCUUAUAAAGGGAGCUGCCAAGUAUCUUAUGAGAAGACUGGAGAGAUCAGAAAAAAGCAAAGGCCUUCAGAGACAUGUAGAACUCUACAAGCAGAGACUUCAUGGAAAUGGCAGUUAGCCUGUGUGCUGGCUGAGAGGAGAAGUCAGUUUUAAAUACCAAUGGAGCAUCACUGCUGUUCUGAUAUCGGCAAACAUUGAUUUCCACCUGUUUUUUGGGCAGCUCUUUCUCUCUCUGCCCUGUGGUCCAAAAUUGACUUUACCUUAAGCUUUUUUUGAUGACCCUCUCAAGUAUGGUUGCCUUGGUUUAUACAGAUAGUCCUACAACCACCAUUGGUAUUUCUUAGCCUCAUGGUGUUUCUUAUUAGCCAUUUAGGUCAUAUCCAGUCCAGUCAGUCUGUCUUUAAAGAGUUCAAGAUUUGAUGGUAAAUAUAUCUGAUACAUGUCCUCUUCAGCAUGCAUAUUUGGUUAUUGGCUUAAUAGUAGUAGUUAUACUAAAAGCCAAAAGAUUUGAUUGAUACAUUUAAUGUGAUAUUAACAGUCCUAAGGAAAACUGCCCGCUCUGCAUUCUAUGGGUGCACCUUGGCAAAUGACAGGACGGGAAUAGUCCCAUGUUAAAACCAUUUUUGAUCAGGAGCCCAUAUCUUCCUCUGAAUGGGGAUCUCUGUUCUGUAGCUAUUUCAGAGUUACAACUCCCAGAAUCCUUCCAGUACAGAAGACUUUUAUGGGGGAAUGUAAUAUUGGUCCAAAGUCCAAAUCCAAUACCAUGGCCAUGGAAGGGCAUACCUCAAUCCUCUCUGAUAGUCCUUCUAAUUCACUUAGCCUGAAGCCAUUUAGCAGAUGAAAAUUUUCGCUUUCCGGAAAACUGCUGGGUAUAGGAAAAAAAAUACCCCUAAUGCGUUGCUCUAUGUCCAUGACCGAGACCUCGCCCCAGUGCAGUUAAUAGGAUUUGUGGUAGGCGCAUGCGCAAAAUAACCAUCUUGUGACAACACUCUCUCUAUUAUGAGCAGGAUCACUUGCCGCAUGCGCAUUUGGUAUUGUGGCACCAUAAUGGAGGGAGAUUGAUGCUAAAUUUGAAUGCGGACUGCAGGAGCCAGGAGAAAAAUUGGAACAAACAAAGUUAGCGAUCAGGUAGAGGCAAGGGGGACUAUAAUACCAGGCUAAAUGUAAUGGAAGCCUUUCCUUGUCCUUUAAUGAAAAAGUUAUUACGUUUGCUCCAAAGGUUUACACCACCUUCAAGCUGGUGUUAAAGGUUUGCAAUGUGCAAUUAAAGGAGAACUCAACCCCCCCUUAACAUAAGCCCCCCCAAGCUUCCAGGCAUUGACCCCCUCCCCACUCCCUCCCCGCAAUGUGUUUUAGUGUAAAAUUGGUGUAAAACGCCAAUGCGAACAUGUGCAGAUGAAGCCGAUUCCUGACUUGGCCCAACUGUGCAUGCGCCGGAAGGCUUUAUGACGGCUAAGAAACCCAAAUAGUACACCAAGAUCUGCAAGAUGUUGACCAGGAGCUCUGCUGCGCUUCUCUGCAUUUAAGGGGGAGAAUUUUUUAAAGGGGUUUUAUUCACACUAAAGUAUAUUGCAGGGAGGUAUAUAGGCAAUGCCUGAAAGCUUAGGGGGGCUCAUGGUAGGUGCGGUUGACUUUUGAAGAUUUGGAAUGCAAUAAAAUCCUAAUGAAGAAUAUUACACUGCAACAUGCACAUUUUUAUUCCCAAAUUUGUUCUCUUUGCAAAUGUUAUAAUGUUUCCCCCAUAGAGCUGUAGUUCAGCAAUUGCUGAGUUUCUUAUAUUUUUAUUAGGAAUACAAGCAAUGUUUGGCUGCUGGUGGGAUUCUGGGAGUUGCCUUGCACUGGCCAGUUUGUAGGAAUCAUUGGGUUUGAAUGAUGGAUCCUUAUGUGCCAAAAGUGUUACUAUGUACAUACAUAUAAAAGAAACUGGAUAAUAUUAUAAGGUGAGAAAUCUGUAUGAAACCCCUUGGUGGGAAAGGGGAGGUAGUUAAAGAAUUAUGUAUGUAUUAAUAUAACAAAGUUUAUCCCAUUGUUAAAGGAAAAGAUGCCCUAGGAUUCCUUUAAAUAGUAGAUAGAUGUCGGUACAAUUAAUUUGCACUUGUUCUUGUCUUGGCAAUUAUAGUAACAGGUGGGAACUGCCAUAAUGCUUGUCCACUGACUGGUCUCCAUAGCAUGGCUUCCCAAGGCAGCUGCCAUUUACACAUGUGAAGAGCACGGAUUUAACAUACGCACAAUAAGUUGUAUUUCUUCUUAAAGUAAAUCAAUGUAAGUUCUAAGUGGGGUAUAUUUCCCUUUAACAUGUUCUAAGGAUUCAAGGCUGUAUAUCGGUAUAGAUAUAAAUCAGUGUACUAAAUGGCUGUUGAUCUUUUCUUUACUGAAACUGUGGAUUGUGUUGGGGCUGAGCAAGUGCCAAAGAGAUUCUAUUAUAAAAGUGGCCAUAGACAAUGCCAAUCUUUCCUGCAGUUCAUUUUCAUUACAGACAUUUAGAGCUAAAUUGUCAGAUAUACACAUAGAAACAAUAGAAUUCUACCUGCAUCUGAUGAUUCAGCAGUAAACCCUGGCCGAUAUUAGGGCUCCCAAUCAAACCCGAUCAGGAUCAAAGGUGCCCGAUCAAACUUGGACAAUCAUCAAGUUGACCAGUAUCCAAGUCUUUGGGGUGAUUGUAUAUCUAUUUGAAUAUAAUAUAUGGAAUUCCAUAUAUUAUAUGUAAAUUCCAUAUAUUAUAUGCAAAUAGAUAUACAAUCACCCCAAAGACUUGGAUACUGGUCAACUUGAUGAUUGUCCAAGUUAGAACAUUUUGUAUCGGUCGGCUCUUCUUCCCCCUAUACAUGCACUGAAUAUCGUACAAAAACGUUGUAAUAUCUGCAUGUCUAUGGCUACCUUUAGGGGCAUAUUUAUCAAGAAUCUAAUUUGUGAGUUGUAUGAGGGUUUUUCUACCUUGGAUAAACUCAAAUUUGGAAUGUUUGCAUGUUUAUGGCAAAAUUUAUGGCAAAAAUGAAAAACGGCGGGGAAAACUCGAAUGAUCGAGUUCACGACCCAAAAAAACUCAAAAUGAUAGAGUUUUCAGAUAAACACUGAAUUUUCCCAUUUGAAAUUUUCAAAUAUAGUUUGCUUACAGACUUUCGAGUUUUCGAAAAUAUUACUCGAAUGUAUUGAGUUUGGGUGCACAAAAAAAAAUUUACAUUGUGCAAAAAAAAUCACAUGAGAUUUUUGAUAGAUCUGCCCCUUUGGCGAUCUCAUUUUAAUGUGUGACUAUACACUAUAUAUAACUGGUCCUAAGAAAAUAAAGGAAUAUUCUCAUAAAAA
This is a messenger RNA of Xenopus laevis (African clawed frog), 5628 nucleotides long. It is a transcript of the gene il17re.S, whose product is annotated as interleukin 17 receptor E S homeolog. The coding region runs from base 359 to 2443 and encodes 694 amino acids. Lineage: Eukaryota; Metazoa; Chordata; Amphibia; Anura; Pipidae. Gene Ontology annotation, molecular function: interleukin-17 receptor activity. Gene Ontology annotation, cellular component: plasma membrane; membrane. The transcript has 16 exons. The record is from RefSeq and is a predicted model, not a curated record.